AUGAGGUUUGCUACAAUACAUAAGUUGUUCAUUUUUUACAUCUCAACGUUCUCAAUUGCUUCAAUAGCUCAUGCAUGUUUUGCUCCACAUUGGGAUGUUUAUGUUACUAAUACUAUAUCUGAUAAUAUUGUUGCUCAUAUCAAAUCCAAAAACGAUGAUCUUGGGAAUCAUACCAUUCCAUUCAAUGGAAAUUACCAUUGGUCUUUUUGUGAAGCACUCUUUGGGAAGACUCUGUUUUACGCCUACUUCUGGUGGGGUUCAAGGUUUCAAACCUUAGCUUUGUUUGAUGAAAAACUUGAAGAAGCCUAUUGUUUUAUAGAAGACUUGCGUGAUCAAUAUUGUUAUUGGUUUGUAAAACCUGAUGGUUUUUAUAUAUCUGUAUCUCCAGAUCCAAAUGGAGAUAAUGUGCACUUUAUAAAACCUUGGCAAUAA
This is a messenger RNA of Lactuca saligna, 432 nucleotides long. The record is from the annotation of a GenBank genome assembly. NCBI's taxonomy places the organism in Eukaryota, Viridiplantae, Streptophyta, Magnoliopsida, Asterales, Asteraceae.